This is a messenger RNA of Drosophila ficusphila, 1409 nucleotides long. RefSeq lists its product as uncharacterized. Bases 162 to 743 code for a protein of 193 amino acids. NCBI's taxonomy places the organism in Eukaryota, Metazoa, Arthropoda, Insecta, Diptera, Drosophilidae. The transcript has a single exon. The record is from RefSeq and is a predicted model, not a curated record.
CGCGUUUUUGAAGUCCGUUCAGUUGGUGCAACACGGGCCUAGAACGCGCUGCUCUUUAGCUCCAGAGUCUUGUUCAAAUAAUACCAAUUGCUUAUUUUUUAUUCAAGUGCUUAUGAACCAAUAGUGAUUCUCGAGUAAAAUGAGCUAACAACUGCCAGAAAAUGCAGAUUUAUUGCCUGUUUAUUGUGAGCCUAUUAGGCCUAGUUGCUGGAUAUGGCCAUCAACCGCUGCUGAGGAACAUUAUUAAAGUGCGGGCCAGUGGUUUUAUGCCCUUCGAAUCGGACUUACUACUGCCGUUGAAUAUUCUCCGGCAAUUGCAAUCCCAGGAUCGAUCCUCGCGAUUUAUUGGCCAGAGGCCCAAACCGCUAAUAAGGCCAAAGGUCAAGCAGCAAAUCAGAUUGGAGAGGGCACAUCCCUUGAGGGAAGCCAAGGGUGUACAGCUUUACAAUCUCAUCGACGAUGAUGGCGAAUUGCUGCUGAAUCUCAAGGUUCAUCAGGACUCCAAGGUGAAUCCUCCAAUAAGUUAUAAAAGCAGCGUGCCAGAGGAGAAAUACCAGAGCAAAUACCACGAAUACGAUUCACCCUGGAUGCCCUCGAAGUGGAGACCCACCAGCGAGCUUCCCCUGGGGAUCGCAUCUUCGUCGCCACGCCCACUGCCCCUCCACCAAUAUCUGGGCCAAAGCAAUCGCAUCGAUCAGAAUACGGCGAAGAGAAGGCGGCAGGACAUGUGGCCACAUAAAUAAAAUAUCAAAACCACAUCACCAAAGUGAUGAUUUAAGGAAAAGAUUAUAUAUCUAUUGAAUUAGUUACUUAUUCAGUUGUUUAUUUUAAAACAACACAGCACGAAGAACACGCACUUAGAGAAAAGAUAAUUCUUGAUCUUGAAACGAAUCCUUUGAAAAACUAAAAUAAAGGAGUUACAUAAUUGGGAUAAGUACAAAGCAGUUAAUAUACAAUAUCAAGCUAAUACGGGAAAUACAAAAUAAUAAAAUAAAUAUAUUAAAAUAAGGCGGAUCCAAAAGGAAUUUACAUAUAUGCCAAAUUUUUUUUAAACUUAAUGAAUUUUAAAGAUUUAUGUAUAAUAAUAUAUAUCUUUAAAAGGGACUUCAAGUUACAAUGGAAAUCAUAAAGAACGUUUCAAAAUCAAGAAUUUCAUUUUUUCGUCGUGCUGAUUAAGAUACAAAAUAAACCAAACCAAACAAAACAUAUUUAACCUCACCAUUAAAUGCAAUCCAUAAGAUACAACAAGAAUAUAUGACACACAGAUUAAACCACACAAAUCAUAAUAAUCCGUAAGACAUAAAAACACGCAACAACAUUAUCCACAAGACACAAAACUAAUCCAUAAGACACAAAAUAGAUUUCUAAGCUUAAAAAUAAACGUUAAGAUACACAAAUGAAAUCCAUUA